GAAGCCCCGAGCAUGUAGGACCAUGGUGUCAUCAUAUUUCUCAAGACGCGCUAUGUUGGACACCGGGACACGCGUUGGAGGGAACGCGAUGCAUCCAGUGGAGAUCCACAUAGACAGACAAUCUCAAUCUACUCCUGCACCAAUCACAGCACGGCCUAGCCAUGGCGCUUCCCUAUAGACUGAUCAGUCCUCCUGUUGAUCGCUGCCGUAAUGCCCGUUGCGGUGUCCUUAUAAUCCCAUACCACUCUCUUUCUCUCUCCUCGCUUCCUCUCUCCCUUCCCCUCCUUCCAUGGAUUCCUCAAGCGAAGACUCAGAGAAAAGGGGCCACUUGGGCUCACUUGCCAACUCUCUCGACGUCGACGUCGGCGCACAGCUCACCGCCGGCAAUGACAAACACCUCUCGACCGAAGAGGCCCUGCGCAUAAGACGAAAGAUCGACUGGCAUAUAAUGCCUUUCAUGUGCAUCAUGUAUUUGAUCACUUUCAUGGACAAGACAACAUUGGGAGAGGCUGCUGUACUCGGCAUAUUGCCUGGUGCUCAUUUGAAUGCCACGCAGUUCAACUGGCUAGGCACAAUAUUCUAUUUCAGCUACCUUAUCUUCCAGUAUCCCCAAAAUCUGGCUCUCCAGCGGUUCCCAGUUGGAAAGUGGAUGAGCAUCAACAUUUUUCUCUGGGCUGUCAUAUUGCUAUGUCAUGCUGCAUGUACCUCUUUCGGUGGUCUAUUUGCUGUACGCUUCCUGCUAGGAGUCUGCGAGGGAGCAAUCACACCAGGUUUCAUGAUCGUCACAUCCAUGUUCUACACUCGCGAGGAGCAGACCAGGCGUGUCGGAUAUUGGUUCCUCAUGAAUGGGAUCGCUGUCAUUGUCCUAGGCUUCUUGAGUUUCGGCGUCUUGCACAUCGAUACGGGUAAAUUCCUCCCGUGGCAGUGGUUGAUGAUCAUCACUGGCGCCUUGACUUUGGUCGUUUCUGUCGCCUUCUGGUUCUUAUUUCCCGAUUCGCCAACCACAGCUUGGUUCUUGACCCCUGAAGAAAGAGCGGCUGCGGUUGAGCGCAUCAAGGUCAAUCAGACUGGACUGGAGAACAAACAUUUCAAACUCGACCAGUUCACUGAGACGCUGACGGACCCAAGAACCUGGCUAUUGGCAUUCUUUGCUGCUGUAUCGAACGUCGUGAAUUCUCUCACUAAUCAGCGUCAGCUCAUUGUCGCACAGUUUGGUUUCAGUGAUAUCCAGACUACCCUUUUGGGUUGUGUCGAUGGUGUCGUAGAGAUCAUUGCGAUAUAUGUUGGCGUUACACUGGCUUCUCAGUGGUUCAUUGGCCGUGCUUACGCAGGAGUGCUCAUGUACAUUCCUGCGAUUCUCGGCGCCAUCCUCGUCAACACUCUCCCGUCUGGGAACAAGAUCGGUCUGCUCUUCUCGUACUGGGUAUCAAUUUUCGCAAUUGCCCCAUUCGCCAUCUUCUUGGGCUGGGUGAGUUCGAUAACUUCCGGACACACUAAACGAAUCACCACGAAUGGUAUUGUUCUGUGUGCCUAUGCGAUUGGUAAUGCCGUAGGGCAAUUCAUGUGGAAGGCUCAGUACCAGCCCCGAAACCAUGUGCCGUGGGCAGUUAUUGCGUCCUGCAACUUCGCAUCUGCCAUUGCCAUGGUCAUUCUGCGCUUCUGGUUCGUGUGGGACAACAAACGACGUGACGCAGAAAAGCAUGAUGACACGUACGACGAUGUCUAUAUCAUGGUUGUAGAGGAAGAUGGCACAAAGAUUGAACGCAAGGUGGACAAGGCCUUCCUCGAUCUUAGUGACAAACAAAACAGAGAUUUCCGCUAUAUCUUGUAGGGGGUUGAUGACGACAUAUAUGAAUACAUUUUACACCUUGGAGAGAAAAAUGCAGUCCAAACUCGUAUAGAUUGUAUCUACUGAUAUAUUUAAAAGCUUGUAUCUAUUGUACCCACCACACUUAAUUAUAUCCUUGAAGAACUUUGAUAGCUCAGCGAAU
This is a messenger RNA of Serpula lacrymans var. lacrymans S7.9, 1991 nucleotides long. RefSeq lists its product as uncharacterized. NCBI's taxonomy places the organism in Eukaryota, Fungi, Basidiomycota, Agaricomycetes, Boletales, Serpulaceae. Gene Ontology annotation, cellular component: membrane. The transcript is spliced from 16 exons. The record is from RefSeq and is a predicted model, not a curated record. Gene Ontology annotation, biological process: transmembrane transport. Gene Ontology annotation, molecular function: transmembrane transporter activity. The coding region runs from base 290 to 1831 and encodes 513 amino acids.